UUCUAACAAGCAGUUUAUUAGGCUCCAGUUUUGCGGUGCAAAAGAUUUACUAGUCUCUGCUAGACUCUCAGUAACUAAGAAGUAUUAAUGUAUUAAUGUCGAAGUACGCACACUUGUGACGAACUAUAUUUGCUUUUUUUUAUUGCAUAACUUGUGAGAAAUACAUUUUAUUAUCGUUACCUUAAAUUUGCGUGUUAGUCAACAAACUGGUGGCACACGGAACGGUCAGUGAAACACAAUUUCCCGACAUGAACACGGUCAGACUAGGAUAUCUAGUGCAGAGAUUGGAGCAACUGGGAACGAGAAUUCCGGUGCGAAGUGUGCCUAAAAUAAACAGAUGCUACGCAAAAAACGUGAACCAGUUUACUACGAUAGCCUGCUUUGGUCGACCGAUUUUCGCAAAGACGCAUAUUAUCCCGGCUUCGCUAACCGGUUUUCGCUACUGUACAGCCGAUUGUACCGAGAACAAGUUUGAUAAAAACUGCAUCGAUCCCAGUUUGGUAGCGACCUACGAGGAGAUUGCGGAUCUACCGGCACAUCCAGAAAAGCUGCUGAUCGACGUUCGGGAACCAGAGGAACUCGCAGAAACCGGUGUCAUUCCGACCAGCAUCAAUAUUCCACUCAACACCGUCAGCGAAGAACUGAACCUCAGCUCUGCUGCAUUUCAAGCUAAGUACGGCCGAAAAAAGCCAGAAGCAAACGAUCCCGUUAUCUUCACCUGCCGCUCGGGAGUUCGAGCUGGCAUAGCAGCAAACGAAGCCGAUCGGCUAGGGUUCAAAAAUGUGAAGAAUUAUGUUGGAUCCUGGACGGAAUACGCCACGAUUAAUAAGUUGAAACACAACCGAGCGUCGAAGUCUACUAUACAUUCGCACGCGUGCCGGCUUGUGAAAAUCGAACUGUUAUCCGUAAGCUACUAUCUAAAUUACUUGUUAGCGUGUUCGUGUGAUCCGGUGAAUCUGCACGACUUCGAAAAUUCAGGUUUUUCUGUUCAGUUGUAUUUCAGCUUUAGCCAUUUGUUGAUGUGCGCUUCAUUUGUCAAUUGGAUCACCGGUCGUUUCGCAAAGUUGUCCAGUGCAAACAUGUCGAUUGCCACCUAUGAGGAAGUGUUAGAUCUUCCAAACCACCCGGAGAAGUUGCUGGUCGAUGUGCGUGGUGUGGAAGAAGUCGCGGAAACUGGGCAAAUACCGACCAGUGUCAAUAUUCCACUGCCGAAUUUGGAACAGGCCUUGAAGCUCUCAGAUGACGAGUUCAAAUCUAAAUUCGGUCGGAGUAAACCGCAGUCCGACACGGAAAUAAUUUUCCACUGCAAACUUGGUGGACGGGCGCAAAAAGCUGCAGAUACUGCUAUCGGGCUUGGAUACAAAAACGCCAGAAAUUACAAAGGAUCUUGGACCGAAUGGGAGAAGAAGCAGAAUGAUAAAUAAGCAUUUCUUAGUAUUAUAGAACUAUGCAAAUAAAAAGCAGUUUUGUUCCAGCUAA
This is a messenger RNA of Malaya genurostris, 1479 nucleotides long. RefSeq lists its product as uncharacterized. NCBI's taxonomy places the organism in Eukaryota, Metazoa, Arthropoda, Insecta, Diptera, Culicidae. The transcript is spliced from 8 exons. Gene Ontology annotation, cellular component: mitochondrion. Gene Ontology annotation, molecular function: thiosulfate-cyanide sulfurtransferase activity. The coding region runs from base 249 to 1424 and encodes 391 amino acids. The record is from RefSeq and is a predicted model, not a curated record.